Messenger RNA from Drosophila subpulchrella, 1322 nucleotides. Its product is annotated as pyrimidine-specific ribonucleoside hydrolase RihB. The coding region runs from base 204 to 1298 and encodes 364 amino acids. NCBI's taxonomy places the organism in Eukaryota, Metazoa, Arthropoda, Insecta, Diptera, Drosophilidae. The transcript has 3 exons. The record is from RefSeq and is a predicted model, not a curated record. Gene Ontology annotation, molecular function: hydrolase activity, hydrolyzing N-glycosyl compounds.
AUGCCCCAGUACCAGUACCAGUGCCAGUGCCAGUGCCAUUACCAGUAGAGUAUACUACCCAUUUACCCACUACCCAGAACUAGAACCGAGGCGAACCGAUAGACGAUGUCCGGCAGCGACCAGAUGAUUGCCGUAUAUGCCGAGUGUACUGUAUAUGGGUAGUCCGUAGUCCGCCGUUUGUGCACAUUCACCAAUUGCCGGCGAUGGCAGACGGACGCACAGUGGCAAACGGCACAGGAGGCGGCGACGGAGGAGGUGCAUCCACAUCCACAUCCACAUCCACCAGAUACGCAAUCCUUGACUGCGACGGUGGUAGCGACGAUGCCUGGGCCCUGCUCCUGCUGCUCCAUGCGGCCGAGAGCCAUGGCAUCCACCUCCUGGCCAUCACCACCAUGGGCUGUGGGAACACCAGGCGGGAGAACGCGGCCCGCAAUAUGCGACGGAUUCUGGAUGCCUGCAAGCGCACAGACGUUCCCAUUUACCUGGGCGCCGUGGAUCCCAUGAUUCCCACCGAGGAGGACGACAAGAAGUAUUUCCAUGGUCGCGAUGGAUUCGGCGACUGUCUCGAGGAUGACCUCGGUCCCCUGGAGGGCAUCGUGGAGCCGGAGCAUGCGGUGACCGCCAUCCAUGACCUCUGCCGCGCCCAACCCAAACAGAUCACGGUUUUCGCCGUGGGCCCACUGACCAAUCUGGCCCUGGGCUAUACGAUGUACGGCUCUGAGUUCGGGGAGAACUUCCGUGAUCUGUUCAUCAUGGGCGGCAACUACCAGGGCGUGGGCAACUCCUCGCGAUCGGCGGAGUUCAACUUCCACUCGGAUCCGGAGGCGGCCCACACGGUGCUCCUGAAGACCCGCUGUCACAUCACCAUUCUGCCAUGGGAGCCCUGUCUCCCGGAUAGGUUCAACAUACCCAUUAACUGGCGCCUCAAGGAGUUUGCCGCCAGGGCCAAGGAGGCCGGUCAUCCGGCGAUCACCCUGCUCAACCAGGUGGAGGCCGCCCAGUGGCUGCCCAUGAUCGAGCAGUACGGGAUCGACACGUGGAACCCCUGCGAUGCCAUCGUGGUGGCCGCCUGGCUCUUCGGUGACCGGUUGAUCCGGAGGCACAGCACCUGGCACGCCACCGUGGAUCUGCGGGGCACCCACACCCGGGGCCAGAUGGUCCUCGAUCAUCUGCGGGAGCGCGAGAAGUAUCCGGAGAACGUGCGCAUCAUCGAGCUGGUGGACGUGGAGUUCUUCAAGAGAAUCUGCGAGUGGAUCGCCGGCCUGGACGACGGCGCCCUGCUGCGCGACACUCAAUAAACCCGUAUCUAUAGUGAAUCCCUC